Messenger RNA from Plasmodium knowlesi strain H, 432 nucleotides. Its product is annotated as SICAvar, type I (fragment). The transcript has a single exon. The record is from RefSeq and is a predicted model, not a curated record. NCBI's taxonomy places the organism in Eukaryota, Apicomplexa, Aconoidasida, Haemosporida, Plasmodiidae. The annotation marks the transcript as partial.
UAUUUUGGCCAACUGGGUAAAAUAAGACGUUUCAGAAGAGCUCCUUUAAGAAUUCCUGGUCCAUCAGUACAGGAACAAGUCCUCGAUCAUGUGCAACAAGAUAGUUCACAUGAAUAUCGAUUGGUGAAGGAACGAAAACCUCGUUCUGCUCCAACAAGAACGAAACGUUCUGGUCGCGAUCCUGCUGGUAGUGGUCGCGUGAAUCGUGGAACGAUUAUUGAAAUUCAUUUUGAAGUGUUGGACGAAUGUCAAAAAGGGGACACACAAUUGAACCAGAAGGAUUUUCUGGAACUUUUGGUUCGUGAGUUCAUGGGAUCCGAAUUAAUGGGAGAAGAACAGGUUCCUAAGGAACUUGUUCCUAUGGAAGGGGUUCCUAUGGAAAAUGUUCCAAUGGAACGUGUUCCAAGUUUAGUUUCCGGGUUUAUGGUUUAA